Molecule: messenger RNA, 1363 nt
Organism: Oncorhynchus nerka (sockeye salmon)
Lineage: Eukaryota; Metazoa; Chordata; Actinopteri; Salmoniformes; Salmonidae
Product: zymogen granule membrane protein 16-like
Exons: 5
Coding region: 110-748 (212 amino acids)
Source: RefSeq, a predicted model, not a curated record
UAGAGGAAGCAGUAGACUAGAAGGACCUGGCAGAGACAGAGAGAAGAAGCUUUCAGAGGUUUUCACACACAUCUCAAGAUAGCACUGUGGGAAACACUGACCUGACAGAAUGUUCUUAAUCCUGGUUGUCACAGUGUUCUUGGCUGGCUGCUUGGCAAUGCCCAUCAAAGACCCCUACUCGUAUUCCUCUGCGGUGGGUCAGGGAGGUGGCACCCCAUUUGCUUCCUACGGUGAGGGGCGCAUCACAGGAGUCAGAGUGUGGGAGACCAACAACAACUACUACUACUACUACUACUACUACAACUACAACAGCAACAACUACAUCAGCGGGUUCCAGCUCAGAUACGGUAGCAACUGGUCUCCUGUGUUUGGUGGUGAAGGGGGCUUAAAGCAGGAGAUGGAGCUGUUUAAUGAUGAGGCCAUCGUCGAGGUGUCUGGGAAGUACAACCCAGCAGACUACAUCUGCUACCUGGUGUUAACCACCAACAUGGGGCGCACUCUGUCAGCCGGCCUGCCCAACCAGGUCUCCUUCAACUUCUACCCAGCCAACAUGGGCAAUGAGCUGAGGAUCCUCAGCGGUCGCUUCAACGGUGCUGGAAUCACCUCCAUCGGAGCCCACUGGGGAUUGGUGGACAUGGAAGGGGCUGGAAACACCUCCAUCGGAGCCAACUGGGGAUUGGUGGACAUGGAAGGGGCUGGAAACAGUACUCUGGAAACAGCACUGGAAACAGUAACUCCUAUUUUUUAGGGGGAAAAAAGUAUGUCUUGCUCUUUGGGAUGGUAUCCCGGAUACAGAUUAAGCCUAAUCCUGGACUAGUUACUUUCAAUGGAGAUUCUCCAUUCAACAUGCUUUUUAGUCCAGGAGUGAACUUAAUCUGGGUCCAGGAAACUGACCCUAUAUGUUGGACGGAUGUUUGACAGACGCUGACAGAACUGUUUUUUAUAUAUCACUAUCUGAUGGGCGCUUCAUGAGAAUUUAAACUGAAUGAAUUUGAAUGUUUAAAAGUAUUUUUGUACUGUUUCAAGUGAGGAAUCAAAAUAUUCCAAAUUAUUCAAAACAUUCAAAUUCAUUCAGUUUAAAUUCUCAUGAAGCGCCCAUCAGAUAGGAAUAUUAUCAGUCCUGUCAGCUUGGGUCAACAUGCGUUGUUACACAUUUUAUCACAAUAAAGGAAAGAAUCAUAUGGGAUUUAAAGGAUUAAUUAUAUCUUUGAUUAAUGGAACAAUCAAAUAUUAUGGGGAGAUAAUAGUGUUUCAGGGUGUUUCACCUUCACUAUUUUAUACACGCUGCAUUUGUUAUUUGUUGUUCCUUUUCUGCUACAUCUGCUUCUGGACAUUUGAAUAAAAAGCAUAUCUUUAAUCAUUA